AUGAACAAGCGAUCACCGAAGGGGCCGUCGCCGCCAGCGGUGGACCCCGUGCCGACGACCUCGCAAGGCUGGAACGAGCUUCGCAUGGGGGUCAAGGGCUACAAGGACUUCGAGACCGUAAAGCGCACCGAACGGCAGCGGGUGUGGGACGAGAUGCGCAGCAUCGCGCGGCAGCGGUAUGAGAACGGCGAGAUGCCCGAGUGGUUCAGGCCCGCGUGGCUGGACAUGGAGGAGGCGCCCAUGAACACGUUCUGGCGCGCUGGGGGGCUGAAAUACUACCAGCAGGACUCCCAAUGGCUCGGUGGCGUCGGCGACGAGGAGGCGAGCAGCAGCGGAGGCGGCGGCAGCGGUGACAGCGGCAGCGGCAAGGGCGGCGGCGGGGGCGGCGGCGGCAGCAGCUGGGGCCGGUGGUGGCGGGAGGAAGAUCCUUACUGGCCGCUGCGCAACUGGGGGGACCAUCCCAUGCGAUGGUGGACAGUUGGAUUCGGGGCGCUGCUCGCAGCCGGCGGCCUGGCCGCGUUUGCUGCGCACGGCAGCGCGGAGGCGGCGCGCGUCGGGCUGGGCUGCGGCGCAACGCUCGCGGUCUGCGGCGGCGCCAUGUCUGACAUGCAGCACGGCCAGUUCGGGGAGCUGGCUGUCAAGGCGGCAUGGGCCACCUGCCUGGCGCUCGCGGCGCGCGAGUACUGGUGGGGCUGGCAGCACAAACGUGGCCGUCGCAUGCGGCGCCCACACCUCGAGGGCUGCGGCUUGACGGCGGCGGCGAUGUGCAUCCUGUACAUGUGGACGGGCAUGAGCGGGCUGGCACAGUACGCGCUGCCCACAAACCCUGGGGAGGCGUUCAAAAUGUCGGACGUGGCGACGAAGUCGAAAAUUUGGGAGGCGUGGGGCUAUGGAGACGUCACGCUGCGGUAG
Molecule: messenger RNA, 912 nt
Organism: Monoraphidium neglectum
Lineage: Eukaryota; Viridiplantae; Chlorophyta; Chlorophyceae; Sphaeropleales; Selenastraceae
Exons: 3
Coding region: 1-912 (303 amino acids)
Source: RefSeq, a predicted model, not a curated record